Ziziphus jujuba (common jujube) is the source of this 2123-nucleotide messenger RNA. RefSeq names its product indole-3-acetic acid-amido synthetase GH3.10. Gene Ontology annotation, cellular component: cytoplasm. The transcript has 5 exons. The record is from RefSeq and is a predicted model, not a curated record. Lineage: Eukaryota; Viridiplantae; Streptophyta; Magnoliopsida; Rosales; Rhamnaceae. Gene Ontology annotation, molecular function: acid-amino acid ligase activity. Bases 16 to 1950 code for a protein of 644 amino acids.
AGUAGUGAAAAAGCGAUGAAUUCCUCUGCAAGUAGUUCCUCAUCAUCAUCAUCUUCUUCUUCUUCGUCUGAAACUCCUAAAAUGAUUAAGGUUGAUACACCAAACCAUAACCAGACGACAGUAAUAGACUGUGUUGAUGGUAACAACUUCACAGACACUAAUCUCGCUGUGAGUAAUAAUAAUAAUAACCAGAGCAAUGGUGAGAAGGACAUAAUCAGGUGGUUUGAGGAAGUGACAGAGAAAGCCGGUUUGGUUCAGACAGAGACUCUGAGGAGGAUACUAGAGGUGAAUUAUGGAGUUGAAUAUUUGAAGAAAUGGAUUGGGAACAUCAAAAUCCAAGAGUUGGAUGGCUGUGUAUUGGAAUCACUUUAUACCAGCUUGGUACCCCUUUCAUCCCAUGCAGAUUUAGAGCCUUUUAUACAGAGAAUUGCAGAUGGGGACACUGCUCCUAUACUCACUCAACAACCUAUAACUACUCUCUCUCUAAGUUCAGGAACCACAGAAGGAAGACAGAAAUAUGUACCAUUUACAAGGCAUAGCGCGCAGACCACACUUCAAAUUUUUAGGCUAGCAGCUGCUUAUAGAUCAAGGGUGUAUCCAACAAGGGAAGGAAAGAGGAUUCUUGAAUUCAUAUACAGCAGCAAACAAUUCAAAACCAAAGGAGGCUUAACAGCUGGAACAGCUACAACACACUACUAUGCGAGUCAAGAAUUCAAAUUAAAACAGGAAAAGACAAACUCAUUCACUUGCAGCCCACAGGAAGUGAUUUCAGGUGGUGAUUAUAAGCAAACAACCUACUGCCAUCUCCUCCUGGGCCUCUUCUUCUCCGAUCAAGUAGAAUUCGUAACUUCAACCUUUGCUUAUAGCAUAGUGCAGGCAUUUAGUUCACUCGAAGAUCACUGGCAAGAAUUGUGCAGUGACAUCCGACAAGGCACAUUGAGUUCGAGAAUCAAUCCGCCAAAGAUGAGAAAAGCUGUGUUGGAUAUAAUGGUAUCUCCAAACCCAAGUUUGGCUUCGAAAAUUGAAGAAAGUUGCAAGGAAUUACAGAGAGUGGAUUGGUUUGGUCUGGUUCCUAAGCUUUGGCCAAAUGCUAAAUAUGUGUAUUCUAUAAUGACAGGGUCAAUGCAGCCAUACAUGAAAAAACUGAGGCACUAUUCGGGGAAUUUGCCAUUGGUUAGUGCUGACUAUGGAUCCACUGAGAGUUGGAUUGGGGUUAAUUUGGAUCCAAGUUUGCCACCAGAGGAUGUCACUUUUGCAGUGAUACCCACUUUUUCUUACUUCGAGUUCAUCCCACUUUAUAGACAGAACAAAGAUUGUAAUUCAGUUCUUGAUGAUUUCAUCGAAGACGCACCAAUCCCACUCUCCCAAGUCAAGAUUGGACAAGAGUAUGAGAUUGUCCUCACCACUUUCACUGGACUUUAUAGGUACAGAUUAGGGGAUGUGGUGGAAGUGGCCGGUUUUCACAAUGGGACCCCUAAAUUGAACUUUAUAUGCAGGAGAAAGCUCAUAUUGACAGUGAACAUUGACAAAAAUACAGAAAAGGACCUUCAGAUGGUAGUGGAGAGGGGGUCUCAGCUACUGAGCAAGUCCAAUGCAGAGCUGGUCGAUUUCACAAGCCAUGCUGAUACAGUGAACCAACCUGGGCAUUACAUAAUUUACUGGGAAAUCAAGGGCCAAAUUGAUGACACAAUUCUUCAACACUGUUGCACCGAAAUGGAUGCUUCGUUUGUGGAUCAUGGGUAUGUGGUAUCAAGGAGAACCACCUCCAUUGGACCUCUGGAGCUCCGGAUUGUUGAAAGUGGAACUUUCAAGAAAAUUUUGGAUUGUUUCAUAGCAAAUGGUUCUGCUUUAAGCCAGUUCAAAACGCCUAGGUGUACUAGAAACCAGGUUCUUCUUAGAAUUCUCAAUUUCUGCACAAUUAAAACGUUUCGUAGCAGGGCUUAUGAUUGAACCCCAAAAAAUAAAAUAAUAAUAAUAAUAAUAAUAUCGUAAAAAUACCCAAAAAAAAAAAAAAAAGAGUUCAUUUCCUCCUCCAACUUUUUUUUUUGCAGUGUAAGCAUAUUUUAGAAACUCAUCUAAUUUUUUGACUUUAUGAAUUGAUUCCCUUUCUAGAUUCUCUUCGA